This is a messenger RNA of Dunckerocampus dactyliophorus (ringed pipefish), 2702 nucleotides long. It is a transcript of the gene slc17a7a, whose product is annotated as solute carrier family 17 member 7a. Gene Ontology annotation, molecular function: neurotransmitter transmembrane transporter activity; L-glutamate transmembrane transporter activity. The record is from RefSeq and is a predicted model, not a curated record. Gene Ontology annotation, biological process: monoatomic anion transport; synaptic transmission, glutamatergic; neurotransmitter loading into synaptic vesicle. Gene Ontology annotation, cellular component: excitatory synapse; synaptic vesicle membrane. The coding region runs from base 103 to 1851 and encodes 582 amino acids. NCBI's taxonomy places the organism in Eukaryota, Metazoa, Chordata, Actinopteri, Syngnathiformes, Syngnathidae. The transcript is spliced from 13 exons.
UCUUCACCUCUCCGGGGCGCACGAGAGCGAGCGGGCGCGCGUGCAGUGUGCGCGCCCACGCGAGAGAGGAGCACACGGGCCGGCUCAGCAGCAGCAAGAAGGAUGGAGGUCCGACCUGACAGGUUCAAGGCGGUCGCGGCCAAAACUUUGAGCAGAAUUAACAGGUUGAUUGACAAGCAGCAGCCCAAUGGAGAAACCAUCGAGCUGUCAGCGGAGGGCCGCCCUGAGCUGGUGCAGGAGAAGGAGCUGCCCGUGGUGGAUUGUACCUGCUUUGGCUUGCCCAGGCGUUACAUCAUCGCCAUCCUGUCCGGCCUGGGCUUCUGCAUCUCCUUUGGGAUCCGCUGCAAUCUGGGCGUGGCCAUUGUAAGCAUGGUCAACGACCACACGGUCUACAAAGGCAACAAGGAAGUGCUGGUGGCUGCACAGUUCACGUGGGACCCGGAGACGGUGGGCAUGAUCCACGGCUCCUUCUUCUGGGGCUACAUCGUCACACAGAUCCCCGGAGGUUUUAUAUGUCAAAAAUUUGCAGCCAACAGAGUGUUUGGCUUUGCCAUCGUGGCCACGUCCACCCUCAACAUGCUGAUCCCAUCUGCCGCUCGCUGCCAUUACAGCUGCGUCAUACUGGUCAGAAUAUGUCAGGGCCUUGUUGAGGGUGUGUCGUACCCAGCCUGCCACGGGAUUUGGGCCAAGUGGGCUCCUCCACUGGAGAGAAGUCGAUUAGCCACAACGGCCUUUUGCGGCUCGUACGCAGGGGCGGUGGUGGCCAUGCCUUUAGCCGGGAUAUUGGUGCAAUACACGGGGUGGCCUUCUGUAUUCUACGUCUAUGGCAGCUUUGGGAUAUUCUGGUACGUGUUCUGGAUCCUGGUGUCGUACGAGAGCCCCGCUGCCCAUCCCACCAUCUCACCGGAGGAGAGGAAGUACAUUGAAGAUGCAAUCGGGGAGUCUGCGACGUUUCUCAACCCUCUCCAGAAAUUUAAGACGCCAUGGAGGCACUUCUUCACCUCCAUGCCAGUCUACGCCAUCAUUGUGGCCAACUUCUGCAGGAGCUGGACCUUCUACCUGCUGCUCAUCAGCCAGCCCGCCUACUUUGAAGAAGUGUUCGGCUUUGAGAUCAGCAAGGUGGGCUUGGUGUCAGCUUUGCCCCAUCUAGUGAUGACCAUUAUCGUUCCCCUGGGAGGCCAGUUGGCCGACUACCUGCGAACACACAACCUGAUGACCACCACCAACGUCAGGAAGCUCAUGAACUGUGGAGGUUUUGGAAUGGAGGCCACCCUCCUGCUGGUGGUGGGAUAUUCUCACACAAAAGGUGUUGCCAUCUCCUUCCUGGUCCUCGCCGUGGGCUUCAGCGGCUUCGCUAUCUCAGGUUUUAAUGUCAACCACUUGGACAUCGCCCCUCGCUACGCCAGCAUACUGAUGGGCAUCUCAAACGGGGUGGGGACAUUGUCAGGGAUGGUGUGUCCUCUCAUAGUGGGAGCCAUGACUAAACAUAAGACACGUGAGGAGUGGCAGUAUGUCUUCCUUAUAGCUUCUCUGGUUCAUUACGGAGGAGUCAUUUUCUAUGGACUCUUUGCAUCGGGAGAAAAGCAGGCUUGGGCCGACAUCGAGGACACCAGCGAGGAGAAGUGCGGCAUCAUCGACGAGGACGAGCUGGCCAACGAGACGGAGGACCUCUACCGUGGCGGCGGCCAGUACGGCGCCAUGAGCCAACAGGUGGUGGGUAGAAACGGCGGCGGGGCCGGAGGAGGCGGCGCCGGAUGGGUUUCGGACUGGGAUAAAUCAGAGGAGUACGUGCAGCCGCCUGGGUACAACUCGUACGCCAGCCGGGGCGUCGAGGAGAAGGAGCUGACGUAGGAGAGAGACUGAUGGAAAGCGUGUACAAAACGAGAAAAUGAAAGAAUGGAGAACAGGAAGAACUUGCUGUGUGCUUUUGUACAAGAACAAAAGCAUUUUUCUGUGUGGACGUGUGUGUGUGUGUGUGUGUGUGUGUGUGUGUGCAUGUGUGGAUGUCUGUGUUAGAUGAUACAUUUAUUUAGACGUCCUCCAUGAUGCUUGGCUGUGAUUGGUCCAUUUCAAUGACAUCACAGAGGAGGAAGUACAGCAAAGCAUUUCCCUUACUUUACAUUGAAUUGGAUUUCAAAUUCAAUGUUAAAGCUGCACUAACGUUUUUUUUUCAAUGAAUGCGCCGUUUUUGUUCAUUAAAGUUAUUAAAUGCAAAAAUGUCAUGAUGACAUCCCCCGCAAAUGAUGCCAAGGUGUUUAUUUGUGGUAUUAUGAAAGGCCUCCUCUCUUAUUAUGUGUGCGUAUCUAACACAUGUGGUGUCUCCAUGACGCUCACCUGAGUCUGACCUAACUAGGUCAUACCCAUCUAGGCUCAUGGGUCACAAGGCACGCAUCCCGAGUAGAUCAUCCGACACUCUGGACAUUGAGCUGGGAUGUCAGGUAGAGAAAGGUCAAAACAUGGCAUGUGCGUGUGAGUCUGUUUCCUUUUUCUGCCAGUGCAAAUUUUUCUAGUACUUAAAAAGGCAGCCACAUUUGAAACGGGUGUGUGAGGUUGUCUCUAUGUGUGUGUGUGUGUGUGUGCGUGCGUGCGUGUGUGUGUGUGUGUGUGUGUGAUAGUGCUGUUGUGUUGGUUGGGUACAGGUGCUGAAACAUUUUGCAGUGAGCAUGUUAUAAUGAGCACGGUAGUGCACCCCCUCAUCCCGA